UGUUCCUGGCUAUUGCUCCAGGUUCAUCCUCCAUGAGCUUUCAGAAUUGGGAGGGAGGAAAGCACGGUCAGUCUCCUUGGGUUUGGGAUCCAAAUGGGUUUGUUCUGGUGGCACUUCCUGCUCCUGGGGGUAGCUGCCCUCCUCCUGGGUUACUGCUCGGAGAACUAUGGGGACAUCCGUCCCAGUGGCAAGAGUGAUCCUAGCAGCAGGCGUUCCUGCCCCAGCGACAAGUUCAAAUGCAACAGCGGGCGCUGCGUUGUUAAGGAGUACGUCUGUGAUAACUUUGAUGACUGCGGGGACAUGAGCGAUGAGAGGCACGUCAACUGCACCGAGCAUGGGAACUAUUGGAUCAGAAAGGACAGCACCACCUGCUCCAGUGGUGAGUUCAGGUGUGACAACGGACGCUGCAUCCCUGAGAAGUAUGUCUGUGACAAUGUUCCUGACUGCAAAGACGGACGUGACGAGACCUACGUCAACUGCACAGAUCAAGGUAUUCCACACACCCUGAGCUAUUUACGCACAGUCAUAUCAGAGCCUUCCAAGGAGCUGCCCCGGUUCACUGCCGUAGCGUAUCUGGACGGCGUGUUCUUCGAACGUUACACCAGCACUAUCAACAGGGUGCAGUUUGUACCGCCAAGCUUGAAUCUGGAAAUGAAGCAGUUUAGCAGCUAUCUAAGUUAUUUAGCGCAGUUGGAGGAGCUGCCGUUCCGAAUAAGUCUGCUAAGCCUGCAGGUCUACCACAACCAGACGGAGGGGUUUCAUACCUGGCAAUGCCUGGAGGUUUGUGAGUUCAGUGAAGAUGGCGGUGCAAAAGUAUAUCACCGGGAUGCUUAUGAUGGCAGAGAACAGGACAGCCCCCAUCACCUCACCAGAAGAAUCCAUAGGAAAAUGUAUUUCCUCGAUUUAGGCUGCAUGGCAUGGCUGGAAGCAAUGAUGAGACUUGGGAAGGAGCCACUGAAUAGGACAGUGUCCCCACAGGUGAAGGUAGUCCGUAAGGCGAGCUCUAUGUUCUGCCGCAUCUAUGGCUUCUACCCCAAGGAAAUCAAUGCUACUUGGUUGAAGGAUGACGAGGACUGGGAGGAAGAGACCCUUCGCGGGGAUGUUCUCCCCAACUCAGAUGGGACGCACUACACCUGGAUCUCCAUCAAGAUCAAUCCAAAAUUCAGAGGGCGCUAUAAGUGUUGUGUGGAACAUGCUGGCCUGAAGGAACCUUUGGUCGUGGAGGAGUCUGGCUUAGCCACUGCCUCAACACCCAUUUGGAGGGGCGUUUUAGGUGGCAUCCUGGGGACUUUGGCUUUUGUGCUGUUGGUGGCCGGGAUCAUCGUCUAUGUCAGAAAGAACCGAGGGUCAAACGUCUCCAGGACUAGGGUAAGUCAUGAAGCAUCCGACGAGGGCAAGUCUGAGGAGGAAUUCUGCCUCUCCGUCAACCUGCUGUAGAAGACAGAGGCCAUCCCCUCAGGUGAACUGAAUCACCUGCUCCUGUCGGGGCUUCGAUUCCCUUCUAUUAUGUAUGUGUGUGUGUGCACACGCUCCCACACACAUGCCAGCUCCUAGUUCAGCGUUCCAGUUGGAAAAGGCAUGUCCCUUGCUGGUCUCUGCCCACUCCACUCAGGGACAAAGAAGAUGUGGGAUCAAUAGUGUGAGUGACCCUGGUUUGAAAGUUGAAAUAUCAACAGUUGACAGCUGAGCUGGGCCUCAAGUCACCCUCUUCUCACCCUCAAGAAUCAUGGAUGUCCCAGAUAUGUACAGUGGCUGGAACACUCCCUUCAUGUCUAGAACUUUCCAAAGUACUGAGAAUCCAGAAUAUUAGAGUUGGAAGAGGCCUACAAGGCCAUCGAGUCCAAUCCCCUGCUCAAUGCAAGAAUCCACCUUAAAGCAUCCCUGACAGAUGGUUGUCCAGCUGCCUCUUGAAGGCCUCUAGUGUGGGAGAGCCCACCACCUCCCUAGGUAUCUGGUUCCCUUGUUGUACUGCUCUAACAGUCAGGACAUUUUUCCUGAUGUCCAGCCAGAAUCUGGCUUCCUGUAACUUCAGCCUGUUAUUCCGUGUCCUGCACUCUGGGAGGAUUGAGAAGAGAUCCUGGCCCUCCUCUGUGUGACAACCUUUUAAGUAUUUGAAGAGUGCUCUCAUGUCUCCCCUCAAUCUUCUCUUCUCCAGGCUAAACAUGCCCAGUUCUUUCAGUCUCUCUUCAUAGGGCUUUGUUUCCAGACCCCUGAUCAUCCUUUUUGCUCUCUUCUGAAUAUGCUCCAGCUUGUCUGCAUCCUUCUUGAAGUGUGGAGCCCAGAACUGGACGCAAUAUUCAAGAUGAGGCCUAACGAGUACCAAAUAGAGAGGAAUCAAUACGUCACAAACAAGGUGGAGGGGGUUGGGGUUACUCCUUUCUUCUUCCAUGAGGGCUUUCUCUAGGGUCACCAUAUCUCCUAUAUCUUUAACAGUUGUGUAGAAAAUGGAAUUUCAGCUGGUGUCGUUUGUAUGCAUGCAGCACCUUGUAAAAUCCCCUCUUCAUCCCAACAGUUAAAGCUGCACAAGCCCUGCCUAGCAUGAUUAGAUACCAAAAAUGUAAUAAAUAAAUAAAUGAAUAGGGCAGGGCUCCUGCAGCUUUAAUUGUUGGGAUGAAGAGAGAAUUUCACCAGGUGCUGCAUGCAUACAAAUGACACCUAAUGAAAUUUUACACAACUAUUAAAAAUAUAGGAGCCCUGUCCUCCUUUCCAUAUGGUCACCCUAGCUUGAACUGUUAUUAGCUGCUGUUAGGCCUUUGGGGAAAGCUAUUUGGCAGAAGCCAGACCAAGGGUCCAUCUAGCCCAGCACUCUGUUCACACAGUGGCCAACCAGCCAUUGGCCAGGGACCAACAAAGGCAGGUCAUGAUGCAACAGCACCCUCCCACCCAUGUUCCCCAGCAACUGGUUUAUACAGGCUUACUGACCUCUGUGGCUGUAUCCAUUACCAAGCACAAUAUUCCAGUUAAGCAGCAUAUGGUACAAUGGUCUAACACUCCCCCAAAAUCUUGAAACAGCCACAGAAGAGGACAGUGAAAAAGAAGACGAGGAAAGUGAUUUUGACAGUGAUGACAGCCGUUCCAAUGAAAGUGAAGAGGACAUCCAAUGAAAUUUAUUUGUUAACCCUUCUCACAGAACAGUUUUUGUUUUGUAAAUUGUAAAUUUUUGCUGAAGCUUUUAAAAAAAAAAUUGUUAAAAACAAUUCAACCUAAUAAAUUGUCUUUUUUUAAUAUUUCA
Elgaria multicarinata webbii is the source of this 3232-nucleotide messenger RNA. RefSeq names its product major histocompatibility complex class I-related gene protein-like. Bases 94 to 1437 code for a protein of 447 amino acids. Gene Ontology annotation, molecular function: protein binding. Gene Ontology annotation, cellular component: external side of plasma membrane. The record is from RefSeq and is a predicted model, not a curated record. Gene Ontology annotation, biological process: immune response. Lineage: Eukaryota; Metazoa; Chordata; Lepidosauria; Squamata; Anguidae. The transcript is spliced from 9 exons.